AUGCUGGGCCAGCUUGUUGUGGCCAAGAGACGAAGACCCCAAGUUGGGUCAGGGUCUGCAUUUGGCAGUGAUGAACCAGAUCCGAAGAUGCAGAAGGGCGGGGCGGGGCUGGAAGAAGGAGCUGGAGCUGUUGAUCCGAUGAACAGUGGCGGCAGGGUUGCGCCCUUGGCAAACGGGCGGAAGAAACAAAUUGAUUCUACCCCGUGCUCCGAAGUGCCUACAGACCCACUGAACUCAGCUAUAAUUGUUGCAAACCUAAAUUCGUGGAAGCUUAUUGGCCUUGGAGCUGGGUCUUGGCGACUGAAUCAUGGAGUCACAUGA
This is a messenger RNA of Coccidioides immitis RS, 321 nucleotides long. RefSeq lists its product as uncharacterized. The record is from RefSeq and is a predicted model, not a curated record. The transcript is spliced from 2 exons. Bases 1 to 321 code for a protein of 106 amino acids. NCBI's taxonomy places the organism in Eukaryota, Fungi, Ascomycota, Eurotiomycetes, Onygenales, Onygenaceae.